Rhipicephalus microplus (southern cattle tick) is the source of this 7511-nucleotide messenger RNA. RefSeq lists its product as uncharacterized. The record is from RefSeq and is a predicted model, not a curated record. Gene Ontology annotation, molecular function: protein binding. NCBI's taxonomy places the organism in Eukaryota, Metazoa, Arthropoda, Arachnida, Ixodida, Ixodidae.
UUAUUUUGACGUUUUCACGUGCCUCGCGCAGAACUGGCGCUCUCAGGCAAUGCGUUUUUUACUGUUUGGCGGCAUUUAAAUUUGUCACCGUAUGCGUAGUGAGCUCCAGUUUGAAGCCUGACCCAGAAGCGGUUAAACAUGGACUUCAACGACAUGGAGAUGACCCAGGUCAUCAGCGUACCCGAAGAUUCCGAUGACGACAUGGACCGAGAGAUACGGGCCGUGCUGAAGCUACACGAUCAAGACGCACCUGCUGCAUUUCAGACUUUCAACCUGAAGCCAGGGCCCAAUAUGGUCGGCCGUUCCCGAACCUGUGAUGUCAUCAUUGAGAACUAUGCUGUGUCAAAGCAGCACGCUGUCAUCAAUGUCGGGGGCCGCAGCUGCACAAUCAUGGACCUCGGCAGUCAGAAUAAAGUCAAGAUUGGCAAACGAACCCUAAAGCCAAACUGUCAGUACAACCUCGACUACGGCGAGGAAUUUACCAUAGCCGGUCUCAGGGCCCGCGUCCUGUGCGACCAAAACAAUGGUACCAACAACGACACUGGUUCCGACACAUGCUCUGAGUCCUUGCUAACAGCAAUUGAAGUCGCCCUGGACCAGGAGGGCGUUGACAUCAAAACACUGGCGGGCUCCGACACCAAUGAAAAGUUGUAUCUUCCUUCUGCGGCGUCGGAGCAUGACGUAGGGGCAGCAGAUGCAGUGGCAACCAGUGUGGAUGUUUCGGACCAACAGGCUGCAGAGAAAUCGCAAGACUCAAAGACCUACCGCAACGAGCAUCAGUCAAGCGGCAGCUUCAACCUGCCAGAGAUGCCCAACUUGGACUACACCCAGACCGACAGCGAGCAAGGGACUGAGCCUUACAUGGGAGCAGGCCACGAAACUGAGAGGAGCCAGGAAGGCGCUGGAAUGGUUGUUCAAGCAGCCAAAGUACCUGCAAGUGAUGACACACCCUCGGCAAAAGAUUCACGUACCUGUACCUCGAUGCAGCUGUACUCCGACGACGCCGGUGAGCAGAAUUCCAGAGACACUCGCAAGUUCGCAGCAGCGGAUGAAGAAAGUCGGUUGAAUGCAGAAACUCAACCUUAUGCUGAAUGUCCAGAAGUGUCUUUACUUUCAAGUGUUGGUGAAGGUGUCGAUGCGGCGGCGGACGAAAUGGAGCGGCUCAACGCUCCAACGCAAGCGUAUGGAGACCACGAAUCCGCAGAGGCCGAGCGUCUCAACGCGCCGACACAGGCAUACACGGACCAGGAUGAUGUUGAGAGGCUUAAUGCGGCAACACAGCCUUACACGGCAAAUGACAGCAUGGAUGAUGAAGAAAGACUGAACGCCGUGACACAACCAUAUGCAACGGACAAGUGCGACGAAGAAGACAAGUUGAAUGCGGUGACGCAGCCAUAUACACGAAGUGUCAACGAUGAUGAAGGAAGGUUGAAUGCAGUGACGCAGCCAUACACAACAGCGGACGUUAGCCAGAAUGAACACGAGCGACUGAAUGACAUUACCCAUUCAUUCAACGAGGAGGAGGAUGACAUGGGGAAAGACUCUGUAUGCCCUCCCUCGCAAGGGGUGGAAAGACAUCGCCGCCUUCUGACAGGCCCAUCCGAGCUCAGUUUUGUUCUGUGCGAAGCAUCCCAGCCGUGCCAGGAGGAGAAGGAGGAGGAGGAGGACGACGACGAAUUCUGCGCGCCAACGCAGAAGGAGGAAUCCCCGCCCCUGAAAGUCCAUGCCCUGCUGAAGCACAGGCGAGAGAGGGGACCAGCAGUGGAAGAUGACAAGACCCCUCCGCUGUCUCCAAAAACUACUGUAGAUGAGACGCCACCAGCUUCCCCUGGUGUUGUGCCAGAGAGCGAUCCUGAAGACGAUGGCGACACGAGCAUGGUCACAGCUCGGCAUUCGCUGCCCCUCCUUGACGCGACGAGUGCGACAGUCUAUGAGGACUGCGUGACACCUGGCAACGGUGUCUCUUCGCCAGUCAUCGGAAUAGUGUCAAAUAGACGGCAGAGGAGGGGGUUGAGUCUCAAGAAACCCACUUGCGACACUGUUCCAGAGCUUCCCAGUCAAGAUAGCCCCGCAGGUGAGGAUUGGAUGCAGCAGGAGCAAGGCUCCUCACAAUCAAAGGCAUCCAGGAAGCUUGCUUAUGUCACAGAAGAGGGAAAAGACAACGAUCUCGACUCGGGGGCUGCAGACGCACCACUAGCAGAGCCCCUGGUGAGCGGUGUUGAACGUACAGACGGGCACUUUGCAGCCUCUGGUAGUUCCCCUAACAUACCUGUGAAGCCACAAGAGAGCAUAGAUGCUAACAAGAGCACAAGUGCUGAAUACAGCGAGAUGCCCUUAUUAUUGCACAUGAGCGAAGACAUGGACCUUGAUAUAAAUGCUACUGAAAAGGAAGAUAGUACUGCUUGUGAUACUUCCGUGGAAGAAAAAGAGCCUACCAAAGCUUGUGAAAGCAGUGAAAUAACAGCAACUACUGGUAGGCCAUCUGAUGGCAGGACAGUGUCUAAAGAUGGUUCUAAGAAUGAACAAGAAGAGACAUUCGAAAAACAUGACUCUGCAAAUCCUUCUUUUGAAAACAAGAAAACUAGCAAAGCUUCUCCAAGGGAGGAAGGGUUGGCUGACAUUCAGACAGUUCCUGAACAAGCCUGCGAGGAAGAAGAGCAGGCUAUUGAAAACGAUGAGUCUGCAAACGACUCUUCCAAAAGUGAAGUGGAAAGUGGCAGAGCUACCCGAAAAGGGGGAAAGAAAAAGCCACCGGCAAGAGCAAAACGGUGCACAAGGAAAGCGGCAUUCGCAAAUGAUGCAAAAAAGCCCCUGUGGAGAACAAUACUGUGCCGGCACGAAGGAGCAGCGGGCGUCAGAAUGGGCUUGAGAAUGAAGUCCCUCUUGUCCUUGGAGAAAAGAACUUCCGCAUCAGGUGCUUUCAAGGAGGGUGAACUUUCACAGGAGAUCAACGACAAACAAAGCUUUUGUGAAAAUGAAUCUGCGAAAGAGCCACACGAGAAAGCAGGCAGGCCCAAAACAAGAAGAGGGGCAAGGGGCAAAGCUGCUGCAAAGGAGGACGAACUGGAAGUUGCUCCCCAUCAUCCCAGUGAAUCUCUGCCCAGUGCAAAAGAACCAGAAGUUGCCUCCAGCUCUGACGGAGGCAACAAUAACAAUCCUUCGGUGAAGCCUGGUGAGGAUAAUACUGAGGGCAAGGCAGAGGCCGGUGACAGCACUCAAGUUGACAGUAACAAAGAGUGCCAGCCGAAGGCAGGACCAUCAGGUCACCAGGAAGAUGUGGAUCCGACGAUCACUGCCUCGCUUACACCCUCUUUAGGAGACUGUGACGUGAACUGCACAAAUGCAACUAUUGACACCUGCUUCUCCGAACCGUUCCCAAGCUUUUCGGAAGUGAUGGCAGAAUGUCAGCCGUACAUUAGAGAUACUGAAGCCCAAGACGAAAAAAACGAGCCCGCUGAAGAGGUGGAAAACACUGCAGCCGAGCCAGCCUCCGAAAGCAAAGCUACAGUUCCUUCAGUGUUGGAACCAGAACCUGAAGUCAAAGAGCCCCCUCGAGCUUUGCGAUCUAAACAACCAAAGGAAGGAGUUGCCACAAGAAAUCGUAAAGCACCAGAAGUAGACGAGGAAUUGCCUACAACGCGUCGCAAGGCCACUCGAGGUGCACGAAAAGAACUGCUCGCAGAAGCUGAGCCAGUUGCGAAAGACCCUGCAAGCAGUGUCGAGCAACCAAAGGCGCCACAGCCAGCUUUGCCACAGCCCUCAAAUAGAGCCAAGCGCGGACAUCCGUACCGCACUGCUGCUGGCAGGAAGGCAGUACCCAGUGUUGCGGAUAUGGUCCCAAAAAUCACUGAAGACGUAGGGGAAUCUGAAGGCAAGACCGAGCAAGACACUGCAGAAGACUGUAUAAGCAGCAUUCAGCAAUCGGAGGCAGAACAAUCGGCUACACCACAAGUGUCUGACAUAGCUAGGCGUGGACGUCCAUUUCGCCAUGAGGUUGGUAGGAAAGCAGGACCCAGCGUUAGCGACAAGACUGUUGAAUAUGUGAAGCAAUCUGAAGGUGAGACUGACCCAACCUUUGCAGAAGACCGUCUGAGCGGCACUGAACAACUAGGAGCUGCACACUCAGCUGCAUCGCAGCAGUCGAGCAGGACCAUGUGUGGACGUUCAUUUCGUAGUGCAGUUAACGUAAAAGCAAUGCCCAGCAUCACUGCCCCCUUUAAAGUCACUGAAGACAUAGAGCUAUCCGAAGGGGAGCGCAACACAAACGACCUUUCGGAACAGGAGACAGAAUGCAUUGAAGGAACGCUGUCAGAAGCUUCAGAGUGUUCACCAUCAUUGCGAAGAAAAGCUAUCCCGAGUACCGAGGUGUCCAGAGCUACCCGGCGAGGCACAAAACGGUCGCUGCAGCUGAAUGCUAAACGGUGCGGUGAGGAGGCUAAUUCAGAAUCUGACACAGAGCACCUUUCAGCACAGGACACAGAAAGCAUUCACGAAACACCGUUGAAUUCCAGUGAAACCUUGCUUUCUGAAUCGGAAGCUCUGCCAAGGGCUUCUGCCCCACGCAACGCAAGAAAUGCAAGGUUGUCAUUACAGCAAGAAAAGGUACAGGCAGACCAGGCUGUUUCAGAAGGCCCAACAGCCGAAAGCACUCAAGAGCCAUCCCAAUAUGCAAGACCUCAACGUGUAAAAAGUAGCGCAAAAACACGUUCAGAACGAGAGGAGGUGGCUAGCGAUGUGGCAGCAAUGGAUGACUCUUCGGAAUGCGUUGAAUUGUCCCAGAGCCCACGGACAUCUAAACCUAAAAGAGGAGCAAAACAUUUGCAAAAGAAAGACGAACCAUUUGUUCACAGCGUGCUGGAUGACUCUACAAAUCCGCCUCAAACGGAGGCUCAUUCGCUCACCUCUCGGAGUUCUCAGCGGGGAAGGCGAAACGCGAAGAAACCAGAGACCCAAGAGAGCUUUGCUACUGAGGAGACUCAAGAUGAGCCACCUUUUCUGAGCACAUUGGAUGAUUCCACGCAGUCUCUUCCCACAGUCUCUCUUUCGCAGUUCUACCGUGGCUCCCAGCGGGGAAGGCUAGACAUAAAGCAACUCGAGAUGCAAGACUUGAGCUUGAAAGAGACUGAAGGUGCACAUGUCAAAAAUGCGUUGGACGACUCGACGCAGUCCCUAUCAUCUGUGGAGUCUCAUUCGAAGACUUCUCAAAGUGCCAAACAGGGUAAGCAAAAUACAAAGAAACCCAAGACGCGAAACUUGACUCCUGAGGGGACUGAUGAUGUGCCACCUGUUGAAAGCGCGUUGGGCGACUCCAUGCAGUCAUUUUCCACGGAGUGUCAAUCGCAGAACUCUCGGAGUUCCCGGCAGGGAAGGCGAAACGCUAAGCAACCGGAGACCCUGAACAAUGCCACACCUGAAGAGACUGAGGUUCAAAACGAGGAGGAAACGCACAAUGCCAAACCAUUGAGGCGCGGCCGGAAGGCCCCCAAGUUGUCUUCAGAAGCUGGGAGCCAAGCUUCUGCCAGCGUAGGAGGAAACAAUAUCACUUCUGCAGACUAUGAACCCGAAAUCCGAAGAACUCGGCGAGGAGGGGACACUGUCGAACCGUCCUCCCGAAAUGAGCAAGUCCGCCUCACCCUCGAAACUGCAGAAGGAGUAGAACCCUCGGAGAAAACCAACGCGGAAGUAGAGCCUCAUAGUGCACCGCCACGGCGUGGAAAAAGAACAGCAAAGAAGACUCUGAAUCAUGGUGGCAGUAAGAAUGUUCCCGAAGACGACGUUGUAACAAAGACUUUUGAGGCACCGGAACCUGCAAACCUGAAAAGUUCAAAGGCACCAAGGACAACAAAUCUUUCGCUGCACAAACCCACUACGGAUACGAAAGUUCUCAUCAAGGUGGAGUCCCCAAGUCCAAAAACAUCUAAACGCAGCAGUGUAAAUACUGCGCAAACCCCGUCCGAGGACACCGAACAAUGGAACAAUGGUGACCCUUCAAAAGUCUCUGCAAGGUCCAAGCGCAAGGUCACAAAUUUAGAAACCAUGGAAGAUGUCACUGUGGAGACAGAGGCCGAUGCUCAGAGCUCAGAGUCAACAUCGCGAAGCCCAACGUCCAGAAUGCCAGCUCUCCCCAUGACAGUGACGAGAAAAAGGGAUGCCUGGCGAGCAGGCAAAAAGAACAACCCUUUGCAAACCACCUCGGCGUCUGUGCUCGAAACUUUGGCAGAGACCUCACCACAGUGUCCUAUGCAAAGGGUCAGCAGGAAGAGGCCGGUCGCCUCAAUGAGCUUCGGCGAGGCAAGGCACGAGUCUGACGACGAAGCUGCCGACAAUGAGCAAGAGACGUUGGACGAGAUUGUGGUGAAGCCUGGGCUUAAGUUUCGACGAAAGGAGCUAGUUAAAGAAGCAGCUGUCAAGCAGGAAGUGGUAGAGAAAGCGCCAGCAAAGCGAGGUAAGAGAAAAGCGGACGUGCCUGAAGCCAAGACCGAGGUACCACAGCAAGCCAAGUCUCGGCGGGACGAACAGGCGCACUCUUCUCCGGCACCCAAGAAAACUGCAAAAGUGAAACCAAAGGUCCUGUUCACCGGAAUCGAUGACACAAAAGCUGAAGAGCAGGUGGUGCGGGACCUCGGUGGGAUCAUCGCCACAAAUCCUUCCGUGUGCACGCAUUUGGUCACCGAUAAGUUUCGAAGAACAGUCAAGGCACUUUGCUGCAUCGGCAAGGGCACUCCGAUCGUCGAUGUUUCGUGGAUCAAGAAGUGCCGGGAGGCUGGUGCCUUUGUCGACCACGUACCUCACAUGCUCCUUGACAAGAAGGCAGAGAAAGCCCUGAACUUCAACCUGAGGGAUACGUUGACAAAGGCGUCGACGGGCGGUGUACUGCGAGGUUGGACCGUCCAUGCCACUGCACAUGUCUUGCCGUCCCCUAAUGACAUGAAGGAAAUUGUGGCUUGUGCUGGUGGCAAGUACUUGGACAACUUCCCGGCCCGCACAUCAGCCGGCACUACUGUAGUGAUUUCGUGCCAACAAGACCUCAAAGCCUGCGCACGAGCAAGAAACAACGGCGUUCCAGUGGUUGCCGCGGAAUUCAUCCUUUCUGGACUGCUUCGGCACAGUCUGGACGUGGAUGCCCAUCGUCUCGAGUGAGAACUGGAAGCUUCCGGAGAAGCGAGUUCAACCAGGCAGCAUUGUCUCUAUUCACCGGCCUUUUUUUUUUUCUUUCUUUUUUAUGUUAAUCGACAGCCAGAAUUGCUGUACAGUCAUAAGCAUUUAUUGUAUAUAUUGUAAAAGAAAAAAAAUUAACCUCUACUGUAAUAUAUGCCUUUUUUUUUAAUUGAGACGAGUCUCUCCUACAUUAGCCGCCUUUGUGCUACACAACUGUAUUCAACAAGUGAACAAAUAAUUUCUUUUCUAAUGUAUCAUUACUUCUUUUUUACCUAGUGUUUUUAUUCCUUGACAUUGCAGGCACUGUCAUGCGUAUUAAUAUUGUUCCAAUAAAUACUUUUGCAAAAACAGUA